AUGAUAGUGAUCAUCAAGAUUAACCCCAAAUCUCACACCCCCAUGUACUUUUUCCUUAGUCACCUUUCUUUUGUUGAUUUUUGUUACUCCUCUAUCGUUACUCCAAAGCUACUUGAAAACUUGGUCAUGGCAGACAAAAGCAUCUUCUACUUUAGCUGCAUGCUCCAGUUCUUCUUGUCCUGUACUGCAGUGGUGACUGAGUCCUUCCUGCUGGCAGUGAUGGCCUAUGACCACUUAGUGGCCAUCUACAAUCCUCUGCUCUAUACAGUGGCCAUGUCACAAAGACUCUGUGCCCUGCUGGUGGCUGGCUCAUAUCUGUGGGGGAUGUUUGGCCCCUUGGUACUCCUUUGCUAUGCUCUCCUUCUAGACUUUUCUGGUCACAAUGUAAUCAACCACUUUUUCUGUGAGUAUACUGCUCUCAUAGCUGUCUCUAGUUCUGAUAUACACAUUCCCCAAAGUCUGCUUUUUGGGUUUGCCACCUUCAAUGAGGUGAGUACACUACUAAUCAUUCUUACUUCGUAUGUUUUUAUUUUUGUGACUGUACUAAAAAUCCAAUCUGCCAGUGGACGUCGCAAAGCCUUCUUUCUCCACCUGUGCCUCCCACCUGACUGCCAUCACCAUCUUCCACGGGACCAUCCUUUCCCUCUACUGUGUGCCUAA
This is a messenger RNA of Loxodonta africana (African savanna elephant), 660 nucleotides long. RefSeq names its product olfactory receptor 5D14-like. The record is from RefSeq and is a predicted model, not a curated record. Gene Ontology annotation, cellular component: membrane. Gene Ontology annotation, molecular function: olfactory receptor activity; odorant binding. Gene Ontology annotation, biological process: G protein-coupled receptor signaling pathway; sensory perception of smell. Bases 1 to 660 code for a protein of 219 amino acids. Lineage: Eukaryota; Metazoa; Chordata; Mammalia; Proboscidea; Elephantidae. The transcript has a single exon.